UGGAGGAAGAAGAAGCCGCAGCAGCUCGUGCGAUGGCUUACCCUAAAUGCCCGCUAGCUUAGCGUGUAGCCUCGAGUCUCUUUAGUCUCUUUAGUUUCGUCCUCCGGAAGCUGCUCGCUCGCCCCUUCGUCCCCCCCCCUUCUCUUGUCCCCCCCCCCCCCUCCCUCCCCCACAGGUGAGCUGCUUCCGACCUGUUGACACAUGCGACAAGAACACGGCCGUUCAUCUCCGGCAUGGACAUCCAGAGCGAGAGGAGGCGACUGCUGGACGAGGAGGACGGAGACCAGGACCCCCCCGGGCUGCUGUCCGAGCAGGACGCGUACCUCAGCAAGGUGAAGAACCGGAACUUGUACCUGGCCACGCUGGCGUGCGUCCUGGGGCCCUUGAGCUUCGGCUUCGUGUUGGGCUACAGCUCGCCCGCCAUCCCCGAGCUCUCCCGCAUCGCCGACCCGCGGCUGCGGCUGGACGCCGCCCAGGCCUCCUGGUUCGGGUCCAUCGUGACGGUGGGGGCGGCGGCCGGCGGCCUGCUGGGCGGCUGGAUGGUGGGGCGGAUCGGCAGGAAGCUCACCCUCAUGUUCUGCUCGCUGCCGUUCGUCUCGGGCUUCGUCGUCAUCAUCGCGGCGCGGAGCGUGUGGAUGCUGUACGCCGGCCGGCUGCUCACGGGCCUCGCCAGCGGGGUCACGUCGCUGGUCGUCCCGCUGUACAUCUCUGAGAUGGCACACGAGCGCGUCCGCGGCACCUUGGGCUCCUGCGUGCAGCUGAUGGUGGUGCUCGGCAUCAUGGGAGCUUACCUGGCAGGUCUCUACCUGGACUGGCGCUGGCUGGCGAUCUGCAGCUCCGUCCCGCCCACCCUGCUGAUGGUCUGCGUGUGCUUCGUGCCGGAGACGCCGCGCUUCCUGCUGUCGCAGGGCAAGAGGCGGGAGGCCGAGCAGGCGCUGCGCUUCCUGCGGGGGCCGGACGCCCCCGUCGAGUGGGAGUGCGCCCGCAUCGAGGACGCCUGUGACGAGCAGAGUGCCAGCUUCCAGAUGUCCGACCUGAAGGACCCGGGCGUCUACAAGCCGCUGGUGAUCGGCGUCAUGCUGAUGUUAUUCCAGCAGAUGACGGGCAUCAACGCCAUCAUGUUCUACGCAGAGAACAUAUUUGAACGGGCACAUUUUAAGGAGAGCGACCUGGCCUCGGUGAUCGUGGGUCUCAUCCAGGUCGUCUUCACCGGAGUGGCGGCGCUCAUCAUGGACCGAGCCGGAAGGAAAAUCCUUCUGAUAAUCUCAGGCGUUGCCAUGGCGAUCAGCACCACGGCGUUCGGGGUUUACUUCUACCUGAUGUCCGGACUUCCCAGCCGGGCUGGAGAAGAACCGCACGCGGACCUGGCCUGGCUGGCCCUGGCCAGCAUGGCCGUCUUCAUCACAGGCUUCGCUCUGGGAUGGGGUCCCAUCCCGUGGCUGGUGAUGUCGGAGAUCUUCCCCUCCAAAGUGAGGGGGGUCGCCAGCGCCGCCUGCGUCCUCACCAACUGGAGCAUGGCCUUCAUCGUCACCAAGACCUUCCAGGACCUGAUGGGUCUUCUCACCAGCGCCGGGACCUUCUGGCUCUUCUCCUCCAUGUGCCUCCUCAACGUCCUCUUCACCGUCGCCUUCGUCCCGGAGACCAAAGGCAAGACGCUGGAGCAGAUAGAAGCCUCCUUCAGGGGGUCAUCAGGUCCAUGAUGAGCCCCGCCCCCAAUAGAAGCCUCCUUCAGGGGGUCAUCAGGUCCCAACAUCCCUCACGGUCGCCCUGAGCCCGUUUGAGCCGGCGACGCUGGUUGAAACACUUUCUUAUCAAUAGUUUUUUGGACACAGCUGGGAAUAAUUAUGAUGUAAUGUUCCGCGUUCUGUUGAAUUGUUUGGCAUUGAUUCAAGGAAGGUGUUCCUAUUAUUUUGUCCAUCCCGUACACAUACGAAGCUGACUUUUGGGUGUGAACCCUUCGGCCAGUCGGCCCAUUAAAUAAAUAAAGUUAUCGUCAUCGCUG
Molecule: messenger RNA, 2002 nt
Organism: Gasterosteus aculeatus aculeatus (three-spined stickleback)
Lineage: Eukaryota; Metazoa; Chordata; Actinopteri; Perciformes; Gasterosteidae
Source: RefSeq, a predicted model, not a curated record